AUGUCAGAUUUAAUGUCACUAAAAGCCCGCAGAGGGAAAUUAAAGGGACAAUUAACUAGGUUCAAUAUAUAUCUAAAUAAAGAAGGAGUGGACCCAUUAGAAGUUAAAUGUAGAAGUAAAAAGAUCGAUGAAUUAUGGUUGGAGUUUGAUCAGGUGCAAUCGGAAAUAGAGUCGCUUGAGGACGAAACGGAUGAUUACCGCAUAGAAUUCGAGGAGCUAUAUUUUAGUGCUAUGGCUCUAGGCGAGAAUAUAAUGCAGCGUGUAAGCACAAAAAAGGAUAAUGGUGAUCAAAAAUCAGCUUCUAUAGGCCAUAAUACAGCACACGCAAUUAAUUGUAGCGCUAAUUCUUGUUGCAGCGGUGCAACCGCGGAAAUGAAAUUAUCACCGAUAGAUAUACCAAAAUUUUCGGGUGCAUAUGAGGAAUGGUCAGCUUUCCGCGAUAUUUAUAUAGCAAUGGUACAUAAUAACCCACGUAUAGACGAUAUACAGCGAUUUUUUCAUUUGCGUUCGUGUUUGAAAGGUGAGGCGGCACAGGUUAUAAUGUAUAUAGAAACAACGGCCGCAAAUUAUAACAUAGCAUGGAAUAGCGUGGAAGCUCGAUAUAAUAAUAAAAAAGUAUUAGUGCAAUCGCACACAAAAGAGUUGUUCGAUAUACCGGCGAUAAAUGAAGAAGCUGUGCAAUUAAGAAAAUUAAUAGAUCAGUUAAACGGUCAUAUGAGUGCGUUAGAAACAUUAGGUGAGAAGCCUAAGGAGUGGGGCUCAAUAUUAUUACACCCAAAGUACAAGUGUUACUUGAAUUUUUAG
This is a messenger RNA of Acyrthosiphon pisum (pea aphid), 804 nucleotides long. RefSeq lists its product as uncharacterized. The record is from RefSeq and is a predicted model, not a curated record. The coding region runs from base 1 to 804 and encodes 267 amino acids. NCBI's taxonomy places the organism in Eukaryota, Metazoa, Arthropoda, Insecta, Hemiptera, Aphididae. The transcript has a single exon.